UAUUUCCAGUCCGCUUCAAGACUUGAAUGUGCGCAGUUGUGUGUUCUGAAAUUUUAUACUUUUCGUUGGACUUACUGUAACUGUAAUUGGAUUUAGACCGGCCCAAAAGCUCUAUAGAUAAUAUAAUAAUGGCGCCUCUGGAAAGCGAUAGCGAUGUGGAAAUCAUAGAGACUGAAUCAAUAGACCAUUAUCAUCAUCAUCGCAGGCCGGAACCCUUUAAGUUUCCUGCCAGGAUGUAUCCGCAAAUUCCGGGUGGCCUUCUGUCACCACCUUUUUCGCCAAGUGAUUCCAUGGAUAUGCCACUGCUAAAGGAAGUUUUGGCCCGCAACGGCCAGGUUAAUGUUCCGGAAGGAUUCGUCCUGUGCAUUCCGUGCUACCUGUGCAAGCGGCCCUUCAACGACUACGAAACACUCAAGGAGCACCUCACCCAACAUGCGGCUGAAAUCAGCGCCUGGAAUACAUCGCGUGCGCAGGCGCAGGAGCCUCCGCCGAUGAUCAAACCCUUUGUCCAUCCCAUCAAUCAGCCUUUCGUUCAUCCCAUGGAGCAGCCUAUAUUUCAUCCCCAUCAUGACCAGGCCAUGGGUCACCAUGAGAGGCAGUUUCACAUGCCCGUGGAGUUCGGCCAUCAGGCCCCAUUGGAUCUGUAUUCACCGCCCCUCGAACCGCCGAUGGCGUUUCCCAUGCCUUCGCCUCAUCAGCUUCACCAUCAGCAUCCACAUCCGAUUCAACCCCCAAUGCACUUUCCACCACUGGAAUUCCCAGGACCGCGGCCCGAGAGGCUAUUCAUGCCACCUCAAAUCACGCAGGAAACUCCUGUUCAACCAGUGCUCAGAGACAUUCUGAAGAAACCACGAGUUCCGCUGGAAAUGCAGAACUUGAUUACGCCAGAGAUGGGGUCCUUUGGGGUGGAGGAAACACCGGCCUUGGUAAAACCCAAAUCGUUAUCACCAAUUCCUCCGCCGGUUCCCCAGACAAAAGCCCCAUCUCCGGUGCUGAUCAAGCCAAAAAUCCCCAAGCAGUCGACCUAUGUGCGGGGUCAGUUCGAGUGCGACUGGUGCGGAAAGCGAUUAAGCUCCCGCCAGUCCCUGCGAUACCAUGAGAGCCACUUCCACGCGGAGGAGGAGCCUCCCACCAACGGGAUGGGCAAGGAUGUGCAGAAGCAGCACAAGUGCGCCACCUGCAAGAAGCGCUACAAGCGGCGCACCUUUCUCCAGAUGCACAUGAAGGUCAAACAUGGGAUAGUCAGUCCGGGUAAAUUCGCACCCGAUCCACUGUCGCCAACCGCAGCAGAUGCGCCUGCGCUGCCGGAGACUGAAGCAGCCUCCCCAACUUCCCCGCCGGCUGAGGAAUCGAGGAAGGAGAUUUGGAGCACUCGAAUCUACAACGCAGUGGCCGCGGCCAAGUAUCAACCAGCCAGCGAGCGAGCGGAAAAGUAUCUGAAUGCGCCACGUCAGCAAACCGAGCUGAUGGAAUCGGGUUUCGCGACCACGCCGAAGCGGACCUAUCCACUACGUUCACCGUUCUUCAAUCCGGACCUAUGGCUGGACUACGAUGGGUACUUAUAGGGAGAACUGGAUCGGAACUAACUAAAAUAUUGAAUAUUUAAUAUCUAAAAAGGAAACACAAUAUCGCUUUAAAGCGGAUGUCAGCUGAGCUGACCCACUCGACCGACUACUGUUGGUCUCGUUAUUUAAACUCUAGAAUAUCUCUUCAUUUUAUGGAGCUCCCUAAGUAUGUACAAUGUACAUUGUACUUUUAUAAUGUCAUGAAUGCAUGUCGCUCUCACUAGCGAUUUUCUGUGUCCUCAGCACUUUGGAUCUCGACUUCGAAAUCCCAAAGGCAUAGCCCAAAUGUUUAUGUCAUAUUAAACAAAACCAAAUUGCUGAGCCUGCAAAGAAAUUUGAGCAGUCCAACAAUCAAGCCGCCCAUUGGUCUUUUAUGUUUUCGAAAUGAAUCGCCACCAAUGAGAAAGUAAAUAAAGAAACUUAUGUGCACAAACCAAACUAAAAAUGAUUUUUAAUCCCUUGCCAUCCUCCGAUUCUUUUUAAGUACACAGCAAAAUGAAACUUCGCAGCGGGAACUCUCAGAUUACAUGAAGCACUUGUAAAAAAUAAUCUCCCGCAGAGAUUCUUCUGAUAGUCCCGUUGCGACCCCUGACAUUUGGCAUACACGUG
Drosophila takahashii is the source of this 2174-nucleotide messenger RNA. RefSeq names its product Linking immunity and metabolism (gene Lime). Gene Ontology annotation, biological process: regulation of transcription by RNA polymerase II. Gene Ontology annotation, cellular component: nucleus. NCBI's taxonomy places the organism in Eukaryota, Metazoa, Arthropoda, Insecta, Diptera, Drosophilidae. Gene Ontology annotation, molecular function: DNA-binding transcription factor activity, RNA polymerase II-specific; RNA polymerase II transcription regulatory region sequence-specific DNA binding. The record is from RefSeq and is a predicted model, not a curated record.